Molecule: messenger RNA, 1038 nt
Organism: Meriones unguiculatus (Mongolian gerbil)
Lineage: Eukaryota; Metazoa; Chordata; Mammalia; Rodentia; Muridae
Gene: Cldn7
Product: claudin 7
Exons: 5
Coding region: 246-881 (211 amino acids)
Biological process (GO): cell adhesion; bicellular tight junction assembly
Cellular component (GO): bicellular tight junction; plasma membrane
Molecular function (GO): structural molecule activity
Source: RefSeq, a predicted model, not a curated record
CCGCCGCCAGCUCCCCGGGCCGCGCACCGCCGCCGGGGCCCAGGGCCCGCGCGCCCGCUCGCUCGGCCGUCUCGGAGCUCGCCGGAGGGAGCCGCCCGGCCUUCGGGGACCGCUUUUGUCCGGAACCUGCCCUUCGGGCGAAGCAGGUUUCCUCGGCUGAGAGUGUCGCCUCACCGGAGGGCACGAUUUUGGUUUUACUGUAGGGUCGCCCUCCCGGCGCGUCCCGUCUUUCCCGAGACAAGGAAAUGGCCAACUCGGGCCUGCAGCUGCUGGGCUUCUCCAUGGCCCUGCUGGGCUGGGUGGCCCUGGUGGCGAGCACCGCCAUCCCGCAGUGGCAGAUGAGCUCCUACGCGGGCGACAACAUCAUCACGGCCCAGGCCAUGUACAAGGGGCUCUGGAUGGACUGCGUCACGCAGAGCACCGGCAUGAUGAGCUGCAAGAUGUACGACUCGGUGCUCGCCCUGCCGGCGGCCUUGCAGGCCACUCGCGCCCUCAUGGUGGUGUCCCUGGUGUUGGGCUUCCUGGCCAUGUUUGUGGCCACCAUGGGCAUGAAGUGCACGCGCUGCGGGGGAGACGACAAAGUGAAGAAGGCCCGGAUAGCCAUGACGGGGGGCAUCGUCUUCAUCAUCGCUGGCCUCGCUGCCCUGGUCGCAUGCUCCUGGAUUGGUCAUCAGAUUGUCACAGACUUUUACAACCCCUUGACGCCCAUGAAUGUUAAGUACGAGUUUGGACCUGCCAUCUUUAUCGGCUGGGCAGGGUCUGCUCUAGUCCUCCUGGGAGGCGCACUGCUCUCUUGCUCCUGUCCUGGCAGCGAGAGCAAAGCUGCAUACCGUGCGCCCCGCUCCUACCCCAAGUCCAAUUCCGCCAAGGAGUAUGUGUGAGCCUGUGGGCACGGUGUGGGAGCAAGGCCUCCUGGUCAUGACAUCUCUGAACACCAUGUACAGUUCCCUUGGAGGGUGGGCGCUGGGGGGAGGGGGAUUGGGAGAGGAAGACAACUCGGGGCGUGCUUUUUGUACAGUAAUAAAGUUUUGGAAAGUA